This is a messenger RNA of Camellia sinensis, 1322 nucleotides long. RefSeq names its product LEAF RUST 10 DISEASE-RESISTANCE LOCUS RECEPTOR-LIKE PROTEIN KINASE-like 2.1. Gene Ontology annotation, molecular function: protein kinase activity; polysaccharide binding; ATP binding. The record is from RefSeq and is a predicted model, not a curated record. NCBI's taxonomy places the organism in Eukaryota, Viridiplantae, Streptophyta, Magnoliopsida, Ericales, Theaceae. Gene Ontology annotation, biological process: protein phosphorylation.
CUGAAAUCACUGACUUUUACUACUUGUGUGGGCAAAGGCCAAAAGAAAAGUUGAUCGUUUGGAAAAGUAUUUCUGAUGCUUCCUUGUGUUUAUUGGAGCAAAACAGACCAGACUAGUCGACAGUUCCACCAACAAUUCAAUUCAUGGAAAAACCUUGUGUUGAUCCUUGGUUCCACGUUGUCAAUUACAUCAACUGUUCAAAACGAAGAAACCAUACAAGGCUGAUGAUGGGUUUGCAUUGCAUGCACUCCAACUGUUCAAUAAUUUGCUUCUGCAAAAACAUCUUUGCACCCAGACAAAAACCCAGCAUUUAUUCUGUCCCAUUUCCAAAUUUUGUUUCUCUAAUCUGUGUUUAUGUUUGAAAAAUGAAUACCCAUUUCUUCCCAAGCUCUUGUCUUUUCCUCAUGAUCGUAAUUUUAAGCCAAAUCCCAACAUUUUUAUGCGCCGAUAGCAAUGAAUACGCAAACUGCACUCAGAGGUUUCAAUGUGCAAACUUUCCAAACAUCGAUUAUCCUUUCUGGGGAGGGAACAGGCCAGACUACUGUGGCCACCCGAAUUUCAGGCUAGAUUGUCAAGAUGAUGCCCCACGGAUCACAAUCCAGAGUGCAUAUCGAGUCCUUGCAAUUGAUACCACAACAAGGACUCUGACAGUUGUUAGAGAGGAAUUCUGGAACAAUACUUGCCCGACGCAUUUCCAAAACACCACCUUGGAUACCGCCCAUUUCACCUAUUUAUCUGAUUCCCAAAACCUCACGCUUUACUAUGGCUGCCAGAGAAUUUUGGCUAGUCAAACAGCUAUUCCUGGUCAGCUCAAUUGCAGCACAGAUGGCACGAACAACACAGUAAGUUUUGCGACAACCAGUGUCACAUCUUCCACGAACAUCAACAUUUCAACAUGCCAGAGGAAUGUCAUUGUUCCAGUUAAUCAAACAGAAGCUGUGGCUUUUGCAAGCAAUGCAAUAAAUGUAAGACAAGUUAUUGGCAGUGGUGUUGGGUUGAAGUGGGAUGCAGAUAAUAGUCUGUGUGACCUAUGUGUUGAAUCGGGUGGAACAUGUGGGUCCAACUCGAGUAGUUCUGGUUCAUUUCUUUGCUAUUGCCGAGAUCAAUCUCAUAAAACUCGCUGCAACGGAUCAACCUCCCGUUUUCAUUUGGGAAGCAAAUUAAGAUUAAGAUUAACCAUAGCAUUCUCAGUCAUUAUGGCUAUAACAUGCUUAAUCACAACAAUCUUCUGCCUUAAAAGACGGUUCACAUCAUUGGCUAAUGCGGUGGCAUUCUGGAAGAAGGAAAGUGCAGAUGAUCAAAAUGUCGAAGCAUCUAAAUAG